Molecule: messenger RNA, 3425 nt
Organism: Leucoraja erinaceus (little skate)
Lineage: Eukaryota; Metazoa; Chordata; Chondrichthyes; Rajiformes; Rajidae
Product: growth factor receptor-bound protein 14-like
Exons: 13
Coding region: 204-1559 (451 amino acids)
Biological process (GO): insulin receptor signaling pathway; negative regulation of insulin receptor signaling pathway
Cellular component (GO): cytoplasm; plasma membrane
Source: RefSeq, a predicted model, not a curated record
UUGCUUUGAGCAGCGUCUGAUUCACGUAGGCUGGGUGAUAUUUGAUGAUCCUUUAAAACCGUGCUUUGAUUAGUUGCCUCAGAGCGAUGACAAACUAUUUUGUGUUCUGUGCCUUGCAAGCGAUUUUGUCAAGAGUAUUCACCACUGUGCUACGGAUGGGUGUUUUGUGAUUGCUUAAUGGCUAUGCACUCCACGGAACAGAGAUGAACUUGUUUGUAAGAAGAGUGACCUUACCUGCAAUCACUCCACUUGUCCUGCAGAAAAGGGUAAUUAAGGUAUUUAAUGAAGAUGGCAGUAGCCGUGCAUUGGAGGUACCAAGUGACAUUGUGGCCCGUGAUGUGUGUCAGCUCUUCCUAAUGAGAAACCAUUGUGUUAAUGAAGGUGUCUGGACUAUUGCUGAGCACUUGUCUAAUAUUGGUAUAGAAAGAAUUGUAGAAGAUCAUGAAUCAAUAAUUCAGGUACAAUCAAGCUGGCCAAUGGAUCAAGACUGUAAAUUAUACUUCAAAAAAAAUUAUACUAAAUACGAAUUCUUUAAAAAUCCAUCGUUUUUUCCAGAAAACAUGGUGUCUAGCAGCAAUGAAACAAAUGGAUGUUUAAGUCAUCAACAGUUGAUAGAGGAUUUCCUGAGUUCAAGAACAUGUCCUGAAAUUCAUGGGCAUCUCCACAUUAGAGAACAGGGGAAGAAGUCUUGGAAGAAAUGUUACUUCAUCUUGCGAAGGUCAGGCCUAUACUUUUCCACCAAAGGAACGUCAAAGGAACCAAGACAUCUACAGUUUAUUGCUGAGUUAAAUGAAAGCAACGUUUACAUACUAUUAUCAGGGAGGAAGAUGUAUGGAGCUCCAACAAACUUUGGAUUCUGCAUCAAGUGUAACAAAUCAGCAGAUGCCAGGGACCUGCGGUUGCUCUGUGCAGGUGAUGAGCAGUCCAGGAUGUGCUGGGUGACCGUGGUACGGCUCUUCAAGUAUGGAUUGCAACUCUAUCAAAAUUAUAAGACUCCACCCCAAUGGAGCGGCAGCCUUGCAUCAGGGAAUUCAUCGCCAAUGAGGAGUAUCUCAGAAAACUCGCUGGUAGCAAUGGAUUUUUCAGGACGCAGAGGGCGAGUGAUUGAAAACCCUAGUGAGGCGCUGUCGGCCGCUGCUGAGGAAGGGUUGGCGUGGAGGACAAGAAGUUGGCAUCGUAUGAACGCACAUGGAAGUUCAACUGCAUCGCAGACAUCUACACCAUGUCAAGCUGUUCACAGAAUGCAGAUGUGGUUUCAUCACCGAAUCUCCAGAGAUGAAGCUCAAAAGGCAAUUGAACAACAAGGCCUUGUGGAUGGGAUGUUCUUAGUACGUGACAGUCAAAGCAAUGUGAAGAGUUUUGUUUUAUCGUUAUGUCAUUACCAGAAGAUAAGACAUUUUCAAAUUGUUCCGCUGGAAGAAGAUGGAGAAUUGUUUUAUUCCCUGGAUGAGGGUCACACCAAAUUUACUGACCUUAUUCAGCUGGUGGAGUUCUACGAACUUAACAAAGGAGCACUGCCCUGCAAGCUGAGGUACCACUGUACACGGAGUUCCCUUUGAAGCCAUCGGCUCAGCAGAAUGUCUUCAAUAAUAAAUGGAGUGUGGGCUUAGAACAAAAACACCGAAACUGUGAGAAAGUAUUUGUGAUGAAGUGUGUGAUGUCUCCGACAUAGGGGAAGACUGCCUGUGUAUUUGGAUGGUUAGAUUGAUGCUCAUUAAUAUUCCAUCUUUGUGGAUUUAUUUUUCAAUCCACUUGUCCAUAAGGAAUCAGUGUUUCUUUGGUUGCUGCUUGUAAUGGGAGGCCCGUACCAAGGCAAUCUGUGCGGCAUCAGUAAAAUCCACGCUGCUUGUCAGUUGUGUGGAAAGGAACUGCAGAUAUGCAGUAAAGAACUGCAGAUGCCGGUUUAAAUCGAAGAUAGACACAAAAUGCUGGAGUAACUCAGUAGGUCAGGUCGCAUCUAUGGAGAAAAAGGAUGGGUGACUUUUUGGGUCGGGAUGCUUCUUCAGACAGAACCCUGACUUUUUCUUACCUACAGUUCUCUCUCCUCAACAGUCAGUCUGAAGGAAGGAUCUCAAUCUGAAACGUCACCUAUUCUAUUUCUCCAGAGAUGCUGCCUGACCCGCUGAUACUUUGUGUCCAUCUUCUUGUGAGUUGAUGAUCUGCGCGCAACAACUUUGAUUGUGGAAACACUAUUCUCAUUUCAAAAUGUAUGCAUGCCUUUCUUAUUCAGAUCACAAUGCCUUGCUAACGGAACAAUCCUUUCAAUUGUAAAAGGCACCAAAACCUGAGAUAAAAUAUGCCAUUUUCUUGAUACCCAAGGCAACAAAUGAGCAGAGAUGGAUACAAAGUGUUGGAGUAAACGAGUCAGAGUGCGUUGUUCUUAUUUGAAGUGUGUGAGCAGUGAGACAGAGGGGUAUAAAAUGAGGGUAGAAGCAAUAGAUAGCAAGGUGAAAAGUAAAAGGGGCAGGCAGACAAAUCCAGGGCAAAAAUCAAAAAGGGCCACUUUUCAACAAAAUUGGAUAAGGGGUAAGACCGUUGUAAAAACAAGCCUGAAGGCUUUGUGUCUCAAUGCAAGGAGCAUUCGUAAUAAGGUGGAUGAGUUGAAUGUGCAGAUAGCUAUUAAUGAUUAUGAUAUAGUUGGGAUCACGGAGAUAUGGCUCCAGGGUGACCAAGGCUGGGAGCUGAACAUCGAGGGAUAUUCAAUAUUCAGGGGGGAUAGACAGAAAGGUAAAGGAGGUGGGGUAGCGUUACUGAUUAGAGAGGAGAUUAACGCAAUGGAAAGGAAGGACAUUAGCUUGGAGGAUGUGCAAUCGAUAUGGGUAGAGCUGCGAAACACUAAGGGGCAGAAAACGCUGGUGGGUGUUGUGUACAGGCCACCUAACAGUAGUAAUGAAGUUGGGGAUGGCAUCAAACAGGAAAUUAGAAAUGCGUGCAACAAAGGUAAAACAGUUAUAAUGGGUGACUUCAAUCUGCAUAUAGAUUGGGUGAAUCAAAUUGGCAGGGGUGCUGAGGAAGAGGAUUUCUUGGAAUGUAUGUGGGAUAGUUUUCUAAACCAACAUGUAGAGGAACCAAUGAGAGAGCAGGCUAUUCUAGACUGGGUAUUGAGUAAUGAGGAUGGGUUACUUAGCAGUCUUGUUGUGCGUGGCCCCUUGGGCAAGAGUGACCAUAAUAUGGUUGCGUUCUUCAUUAGGAUGGAGAGUGCCAUUGUUAAUUCAGAAACAAGGGUCCUGAACUUAAAGAAAGGUAACUUUGAGGGUAUGAGACGUGAAUUGGCCAAGAUUGACUGGCCAAUUAGGAAAAGGGGAUAUGCAACGAGACCAGGGUGUCAUGGUACACCAGUCAUUGAAAGUAGGCAUGCAGGUGCAGCAGGCAGUGAAGAAAGCCAAUGGUAUGUUAGCAUUCAUAGCAGAAGGAUUUGAGUAUAG